AGGGACACAGAUAUUCUCCGAAGAUGCCAGGAGAGACUGACGUAGACAGUGCCUCCUUGUCCCCUGUCUGGGGCUUGAGGACUCAGCUCAAGAGGCCGCCGAGUGCUGGCGAGUGCCGGGGCAGCAAGCGGGACCGCAAGGCCAUCAACCUGCAGGUGAAGCUGGAGGUGCUGCGGCGCUUUGAAGCUGGAGAGAAGCUCAGUCGGAUCGCCAAGGCGCUGGGGCUGUCCACCUCCACCGUGGCUACGAUCCGAGACAACAAGGACAAGAUCCGGGCGAGCUCCCAGGCAGCCACGCCACAGGCGGCCACCAAGCUGACGCGAAGCCGCAGCCUGGUGAUGGAGAACAUGGAACGUUUGCUUAGCGUGUGGAUCGAGGACCAGAACCAGCGUAACGUGCCUAUUAACGUCGUGCUCAUCCAAGAGAAGGCUCGUAGCCUGUUCGAGGACCUCAAGCGGGAGCAGGGCGAGGGCGCGGAGUCUGAAACGUUUGGGGCCAGUCGCGGGUGGUUUGCCCGCUUCAAGGCGCGCCACAGCCUGCAUGGCAUCGGGGCGAGCGGUGAGGCCACAGCUGCCGACGCGGAGGCUGCCAGCAAGUACCCUAUCCUGCUGCGGAGAGUGAUUCAGGACGGCGGCUACACGCCCCGGCAGGUGUUCAAUGUGGACGAAACCGGGCUUUUCUGGAAGCGGCUGCCAGACAGGACGUUCAUUUCCUUAGAGGAGAAGUCAGCCCUCGGGUUCAAGGCUGCCCGGGAUCUCCUGACCCUGCUUCUCGGCAGCAACGCGGCCGGUGACUUCAAGCUGAAGCCCUUGCUGGUGUAUCCCUCGGAGAACCCGCGUGCCCUCAAGGGCUUUUCCAAGCCCAACCUGCCCGUGGUGUGGCGAUCACACAAGAAGGCCUGGGUGACCAUGAGCCUCUUCCAGGAGUGGUUCGUGCACUUCUUCUGCCCUGCUGUGGAGAGGUACUGUGCCCAGAACGGCCUCCCGUACAAAGCACUGCUCAUCCUGGACAGUGCCCCCGGCCACCCCGGGAACCUGGACGACCUCUCAGACCAUGUGCGCGUGGAGUACUUGCCGAAGAACACCACAGCCCUCAUUCAGCCCAUGAACCAGGAUGUAAUCGCCACCUUCAAGGCCUGCUACUUGCGGAGGGUCUUCCACCUGCUGGCAGCGAGGGCAAGUGGACCGGACAAGCGAUCUGCCAUCCGGGACUUCUGGCGGGACUACACCAUCCUGGAUGCCGUAUACAACAUCUCCGAGUCCUGGGAGGAACUCCCGCCGGCGAUGCUGAACGGAGGGUGGAGGAAACUAUGGCCUGAGUGCGUCCAGGGUAACAAAGGCACCCCGCAUGCUGAUACCCUCCUGCACAUACGGCGGGACAUCGUGGCACUGGCGAAGAGCGCGGGCUUCCUGGAGGUGGCGGAGGCCGACAUUGUGGAACUACUGCAGUGCCGCAGCGCGGACCUGUCCAACGAGGAGCUGAUGGGACUGGAGCAGGAGCGUGCGGCCGGGGAGGAGGGCGAGGACAGUCCGCCCGCCCCCCGCCAGCUCACAGCUCGGCACCUGGCCAAGGCCCUAGCUCACUUUGACGCCGGCCUGCAGAUUGUCAGCGACAAUGACCCCAACCUGGAGCGCAGCCUCAAAGUGUGUCGGGGUGUCAACAACAUGAUCAGCUGCUAUCGGGAACUCUUCAAGGAGAAGAAGAGAGGCUCCAAGUAG
This is a messenger RNA of Trichechus manatus latirostris (Florida manatee), 1718 nucleotides long. Its product is annotated as tigger transposable element-derived protein 1-like. Gene Ontology annotation, cellular component: nucleus. Bases 24 to 1718 code for a protein of 564 amino acids. The record is from RefSeq and is a predicted model, not a curated record. The transcript has a single exon. NCBI's taxonomy places the organism in Eukaryota, Metazoa, Chordata, Mammalia, Sirenia, Trichechidae. Gene Ontology annotation, molecular function: DNA binding.